UGUGAAGUGUUCAGUGGAGUCUGGAGUGUACAUAAAAUCAUCAGUACAGCAAAAUGUUCUGGUGGUGUGUCUAUACGUCGAUGACAUGCUAGUAACUGGAAAUUCUAAAACAGGAAUUGAAGAAUUCAAGAUUAGGAUGAGGGCAGAAUACGAUAUGACUGAUCUUGGAAAACUUAACUACUUUCUUGGCCUGGAGUUUAUUAAAACAACAAGUGGAGUUUUCUUGCACCAGAAGAGGUUCAUCAGUGAAAUUCUGAAGCGUUUCAAUAUGACCGAGUGUAACAGCACAACUGUCCCAAUUACUACUAAUCUGAAGUUGACAAAUCAACUUGAUGAGAAAGGCGUGGAUGCUUCACUGUACAAACAGAUCGUUGGAUCUUUGAGAUAUAUCUGCAACAACAGACCGAAUAUAAACUAUGGGGUUGGAUUACUGAGCAGGUUCAUGAAUGAACCUAAACAAUCUCAUAUGUCAGUAGCGAAACAUGUUCUGAGGUACCUAAAAAGAACAAUUGACUAUGAUAUUCUAUUUCCAAAAGCAGUGAGCAACUUGGAGAGUACUCUAGAAGUCUGGAGUGAUUCUGACUAGAGCGGAGAUCAGGUUGAUAGAAGA
Molecule: messenger RNA, 610 nt
Organism: Vigna angularis (adzuki bean)
Lineage: Eukaryota; Viridiplantae; Streptophyta; Magnoliopsida; Fabales; Fabaceae
Exons: 1
Coding region: 86-586 (166 amino acids)
Source: RefSeq, a predicted model, not a curated record